Messenger RNA from Diospyros lotus (date-plum), 2260 nucleotides. RefSeq lists its product as uncharacterized. The record is from RefSeq and is a predicted model, not a curated record. The transcript has 2 exons. The coding region runs from base 212 to 1771 and encodes 519 amino acids. Lineage: Eukaryota; Viridiplantae; Streptophyta; Magnoliopsida; Ericales; Ebenaceae.
AUCAGUUUGAAGGUCCAUUUUGGAUGGGGAGACAACAAGGAAGCUGUGACAUAACAGGGAGGGAGAGAGAGAGAUAGAGGCCAUUUCUAGCCCUUCAUCAUCUUCCUUCGUUCACCCAUUUCAAAUUGCUUGCUGAAGAGCCUUUCUUCGUCUUCCUUGUUGAACCAUUUCAGUUUACACACACAGAGAGAGAGAGAGAGAGAGAGAGAGGAUGAAGGGGCACGGUGGUGGCGGAAGCAGUGGGAAUAACAGAGCGAGGCAAUACUACGGGGUGAUGCUAUGCCUGGCAUUUGGGGCAGCCAUACUAGGAGUAAUGGCCGUUCACAAGCUCAGGGAGAGUCGCAUCUUCAAUCUCCUCCUCAAGGAAAAAGACCGCGAUCUCCUCUCCCUCCACCUCCUCCUCCAGAAGGAAAGAGAAUAUAACAAGGAAACAAAGAGGAAAAGCCAAGAGAUGAAAGCAAAGAUACACUCUCUUAGAACCCAAAAGAUGGAUCUGGAUGGCAGGAUCCUAGAGAUGCAGUCUACAAUUUCUUCCCUGAAAGAUGAACAGAGGAUCAUGGAGUUGGCUCUUGAGGAGAAGCAGAAUGAGAUGAAAUUGCUGAGAGAGAAGGAGAUGGAAGCCAGCAAAGAACAUCCACGCAUCAUAGCUCUAUCAGAAACCCUCAAGCAGAAGGAAGCUCAAAUCCAGGAUUUGCAGCACUUUCUUGAAAACCCGUCAAAUUCAACUGUAAACUUAACUAAAACGGAAGGUACCACAUGGAGGGAUACAAAAGAGGCAACUGGUGAACUUUCAGACAAGACGGAAGAAGCUCGAGAUGAAGCAGUUGGAGAUGGGAGGAUUGGGGGUGAAAAGAGCAUUGAAGGUCCAGACAUAAAGAAGGAAAAGAAUGAUACAACUGCAACUGAUGCAAUCCUUAACCAAGGCAAUGGUUUGAGAAGUAGAGAAGCAGCAGGUGGAAAAGAACUUGGAAUGGCCUGGAAUGGGGAGACAGAUACACGACCACGAGGUGGAGGUGGAGGUGGUGAUGGUGAAUCUCAGCAAUUUGGGAUGAUGAAUUCCAGGGGUGGAAUGAAGCUGGAAAUGUCAGAUAAUUCACAGGCGCUUACGGGUCAUAAGAAGAGAUGGAGAACAAUUGCAAGAAACAGGAGGCACAGGAGUAGCAGGAAUGCUGAAAAGGGUGAAGAUUUAAGUACAAGGCGAAGGAAAUUUCAUAAAGAUGCACUGGGACCUCGAGAUGAUGAGCUGCAGAAAUUGGAGCCGAACCAAGGGGAUCAUAACAUGAGUUCCCAAAUGAAUGAUGAAUCGGGUCAAGGAAAUGGCGAGCUAGAAUUUCAUGGUAAUCAUCCAGAAGGUCUAAGUUCGGAGUUCAAAAAUGAAGAACAGGCUAGAGUAGAAGGGAGAGGUGGAGAUAGUGGGAAAAUAGUUGAUGUAGAAGUCCAACCUCUCAAGGCUCACAACACAGGUGAUAAGGAAAAUGAGAGCACAAGGGGUGGGAACACUCUGAAAGGUCAGCAAAUUGAGGAAGGGCAGAAAGUGCAACUGGGAAAAUCAAUGGAAGAGGCAACAGCUGAACAACAAGAAAGAGAGACCGAGGAGGGUGAUAAGAAGGAUCAGAUUUCUGAGUCAGACCAAGUUGGUAAGAAGUAUGAGGCAACAGAGGAUUUGGCUUCUGAAGGAACUUGGAAAGCAGAGCUGGAUGUCGAGGAAUCCAGGACCAAGCUGGAAGAAGAAAAAGAAGGUGAAGAAGAAACUGGUGAGCCUGAGUUUUAGUAAACUUGAUGAAAUCUUAGACGACUUCCCCGAUGCAGAGCUUUCAGCAAACCUGCAGUCGUAAGUACAGCAGUUUGCAUGCUUGUGUUUGCUUGAUUGUAUUAAAAAGAAAAAAAAAAAAAAAAACACUCUUUCUCUAGCUCUGACUGUCCAUGUUUGUCUGCAUGUUUUGGAUUAAUUUUACAGGAGAUGUGGCAACAAGUAGCAUCUGGAAUGGGUUUAUUAAACAAUCACCAAUAAUAUGAAAGGGUGCUGCUACGAUGAAACCAUUUAGGGUUGAGUUUGAAGGGGCUAUUUGACCGUGUCUUUUGUCAUUUGGAAUUUGAAAUCCCAUAUGACUUGCUUGGAUACAUAUGUAGGAAGCAUUAGGAUUUGAGUCCAAAAAACAGAACAACUUCAAAUAACACCAAGAUAAAUGUUAUUUCAAAUAACAGAAUUUAAAAUGCAAACAUUUCAAAUGGUAUCAUUUGAAAUUACUCACUGCAAACA